Molecule: messenger RNA, 1995 nt
Organism: Oncorhynchus nerka (sockeye salmon)
Lineage: Eukaryota; Metazoa; Chordata; Actinopteri; Salmoniformes; Salmonidae
Product: death-associated protein kinase 3-like
Exons: 12
Coding region: 140-1495 (451 amino acids)
Biological process (GO): intracellular signal transduction; protein phosphorylation; positive regulation of apoptotic process
Cellular component (GO): nucleus; cytoplasm
Molecular function (GO): ATP binding; protein serine/threonine kinase activity
Source: RefSeq, a predicted model, not a curated record
UGGUCCAUCCUCCUGUCUCAAAGUGCUGUAAUUUUCUUCUACCACCGGAAAUUUGACUCGGGAGAGGAAUGCAGGACCCGUAGCCAGUUAUAAUUGUGAUUCAAGACACAACUUCUAUUAGCAGCAACCCAGUCAGACCAUGGCUGGCUUCAGACAAGAGGAUGUGGAGGCGUUCUAUGAUAUGGGAGAGGAGCUAGGGAGUGGACAAUUCGCCAUCGUACGGAAGUGUAAAGACAAGAGUUCUGGCUCGGAGUACGCCGCCAAGUUAAUCAAGAAGCGUCGCCUGUCGUCCAGCCGCCGGGGCGUAAGCCGCGAGGAGAUCGAGAGGGAGGUGAACAUUCUGAGAGAGAUCCAGCACAGCAACAUCAUCACGCUGCACGACAUCUUCGAGAACAAGACGGAUGUCAUCCUCAUCCUGGAGCUAGUGUCUGGAGGGGAACUAUUUGACUUCCUGGCAGAGAAGGAGUCUCUAACAGAGGAGGAGGCCACACAGUUCCUCAAACAGAUCCUGGACGGGGUCUACUAUCUACACUCCAAACGCAUCGCUCAUUUUGACCUGAAGCCAGAGAACAUCAUGCUGCUUGAUAAGAACGUCUCCAACCCCAGGAUCAAACUCAUCGACUUUGGCAUCGCUCAUCAGAUCAAAGCUGGGAAUGAGUUUAAGAAUAUCUUUGGAACGCCAGAGUUUGUUGCUCCAGAGAUAGUCAACUAUGAACCACUCGGACUGGAGGCUGACAUGUGGAGUAUUGGAGUUAUCACGUACAUUCUGUUGAGUGGUGCCUCUCCGUUCCUGGGGGAGACCAAGCAGGAGACUCUGACCAACAUCUCUGCUGUCAACUAUGACUUUGACGAGGAGUACUUCAGCAAUACCAGUGAGCUGGCCAAGGACUUCAUCAGACGCCUGCUGGUCAAGGAUCCCAAGAAGAGGAUGACCAUCGAUGACAGCCUUCAGCAUCCCUGGAUCAAGGUGAUCAAGAGGCGGAACGUGCGCCAGGAGGAGAGCGGGAAGAAGCCGGAGCGCAGGCGCCUGAAGACCACGCGUCUAAAGGAGUACACCAUCAAGUCCCACUCCUCCAUGCCCCCCAACAACACCUAUGUCAACUUCGAACGCUUCUCCCAGGUGCUGGAGGAGAUCGCUGCUGCUGAGGAGGGGCUGAGAGACCUGGAACAGAACCAGAGGUCGUGCCGGGAGGACGUGGCUGCUCUCCUGUCUAUCUACGAGGAGAAGGAGGGCUGGUACAAGGAGGAGAACCAGAGCAUCGCCAGCGACCUGGGUCACAUCCGCCAGGAGCUGCAGCGUACCCAGGCCCAGCGCAGGCAGAGUCAGGAGGAUGCCCGCGCCACCAUGCUGGCUGCUAACGCCCUCAAGAGGAAGUUUGGCCGUCUGGAGAACCGUUACGAGGUCCUGGCAGAACAGGUGGCGUCGGAGGUGCUCUGGGUGGAGGAGCUGGUCAGGGGGAUAGAGAAGGAGAAGGACAGCCUCGUCAUGCCCUGAGGCCAGCCUGGCUUCUAGUAUCACUGACCUGGUCAUGCCCUGAGUCCAGCCUGGCUUCUAGUAUCACUGACCUGGUCAUGCCCUGAGUCCAGCCUGGCUUCUAGUAUCACUGACCUGGUCAUGCCCUGAGUCCAGCCUGGCUUCUAGUAUCACUGACCUGGUCAUGCUCUGAGGCCAGCCUGGCUUCUAGUAUCACUGACCUGGUCAUGCCCUGAGUCCAGCCUGGCUUCUAGUAUCACUGACCUGGCCAUGCCCUGAGGCCAGCCUGGCUUCUAGUAUCACUGACCUGGUCAUGCCCUGAGUCCAGCCUGGCUUCUAGUAUCACUGACCUGGUCAUGCCCUGAGUCCAGCCUGGCUUCUAGUAUCACUGACCUGGUCAUGCCCUGAGUCCAGCCUGGCUUCUAGUAUCACUGACCUGGUCAUGCCCUGAGUCCAGCCUGGCUUCUAGUAUCACUGACCUGGUCAUGCCCUGAGGCCAGCCUGGCUUCUAGUAUCACUGA